Molecule: messenger RNA, 237 nt
Organism: Dibothriocephalus latus
Lineage: Eukaryota; Metazoa; Platyhelminthes; Cestoda; Diphyllobothriidea; Diphyllobothriidae
Source: the annotation of a GenBank genome assembly
AUGCGUCUAGCGGCCUGCGAUGCUUCCGUUGCCCAGCUCGCUCCUUGGAACACCUGCGUGGAUUGCGUUGUCUCCUUUUUCGACCUAGCCCGCAGUCCGCACAAAUCCUCUGAUCCGCCCGCCAAACCAGAUCGUCAUUUCGUUGCCAUGUUGCCACGUCUUAUGCGAGUCGGCCGGAUACUUGUUGAGAGUGUGCUUCGUUGUGUGAUGGGCCUGCUCGGCUCUAUUUUUCGGUGA